Messenger RNA from Symbiodinium sp. CCMP2456, 1173 nucleotides. The record is from the annotation of a GenBank genome assembly. Lineage: Eukaryota; Dinophyceae; Suessiales; Symbiodiniaceae.
AUGACUGCGUGUUGCGGCUUUCGGAUAUGGAUGGUGCUCUUCAUGUCUGGCAUUCUGACGCUGUUUCUCUACAUAAAUGCCAUGUUUGGAGAAGACGAUUUCCGAGAGAGCAAAGACCCGCCAGAGAACUCCCAGGCUGAGAUGCAAGAGGCGGCAAGGACCAAAAACGUGCAGCCCGCAGCCAAGCUGAAUCUCCAGCCUCAAAUGGCGUGCCUAGCCAUGAUCUCCGUGUCUACGACGGCCAGUGAGCUGCAGAUUCGUGUGGAGCACCUCAGCCGGCAGCACGAGUACAACUUUAGAAAUCGAUAUUUGAUCUUCGACACAAAAGGAGAGGACCUCAUGGGACCCAUGCAAGAAGUCGCAGAUGCGCUGGUCAAGGGUAACUUCGUUGAUACCUGGAUGACCGUUGACUACUCCGCGGCGUACAAGCGUGGUGUCAAUAUGUCAGCGCAGUGGGACGACGUGGACAAAUUCCGACCAGGUCAUACACAUGGUAGAUCGUUUGACGAUUCGCAAACUGCAGAUAUUGAGUUGGCUCACUACUACGCGGUGGAUCAAUGUGAUGCACCUUAUAUUGCUAUUUUCCAAACAGACAUGAUCAUGUAUACACAGCGCGGAUACUCAUGGGUAGAGGAGGCGAUGCAGGCGCUCCGUGAUAACGAGGGGCUCGUGCUGAUCAUUCCCUCCUUCCCGGGUAUCGCGUCGCGCAGAGUACGACAGCGGCCCACCACCAGGCCCAUUGCCAAAUUCUUCAACGAGCAGCUCAAAGGAGAUGUUAUGCUGGAAGACACUACUUGCCAGCAUCCCUUUACUCUGCCAGGCAGAGCUUGCUUGGUGGACAUCCACAGAUACCGGCGGCUCCCGGGGCGAAGUCAGAUUAUGGAGUACCGUUGUGGGGGCCAACUCGUUCGAGGGGUUCCCUGCAGAUCGCUCCAGUACGUCAGAAAGUGUGGCGGCUUGCGGACUUGGGAAGCUGCGGUGGAGUGUGUGAUCUGCAACAGUGAGAACACACGACAGGCUCACCUCAGCAACUGGCAGAAAUCUUGGGUGCAGCAUGCCCCGCUGACCUCUGUGAGGUAUGAUAUGGCCAGGCUGAAGUCAGAUGUUAUUAUCAUCGAAGCCGGAAGGGAUGCGGCGGACAUGGGCUCCGAGUACAAGGGCCUCGUUCCAUAG